AUGACAGAGCAAGUAGCCGCCAGACGACGCAAGCCAGAGCCGCAGGCAGCUCGCGUCGAAGAGCUGUCCGAUUCUGAGGCCGAUUCCUUCGAUGAAGCGGAGAGGAAGGUCAAGGAAAUCAGAAAACAAAAGGCAGCGGCGCGGAGACGGGCCGAAGAACAAGACGAUGACUACACCACAGCCAACCUCUUCGUCGAUAUCCUUCGUGUCUUAUCUUUCCUUUUCCUUGCCUCAUGUGGUCUGAGCUACCUGAUCUCCAAUGGAGAGACAUUCUUCUGGGGCAUGUCCAACCCACCGAAGUACCUACGCAUGGAUUGGUGGAAGAGGCAGAUUAACGGCCCAAUAUACCUUACGCCUGCCGAGCUCGCCCAAUAUGACGGCACCGACCCAACAAAACCCAUCUACCUCGCCAUCAACUGGACCAUCUACGAUGUCUCUGCCAACCGGGCAACCUACGGCCCAGGCGGCAGCUACCACUGGUUCGCUGGAUGCGAUGCCUCUCGAGCAUUUGUGACGGGCUGCUUCGCCGAGGACCGCACGCCCGAUAUGCGCGGCGUGGAAGAGAUGUUCCUACCGAUUGAGGACCCAAUUGAGGAUGCUAAGUACUGGACACCAGAGGAGCUUCGGGAGAUGCGUCGCCGCGAGCGCGCUGAGGCCAAGCAACGGGUGCACGAGGCGUUGGCGCACUGGUCAAGGUUCUUUGCUGAAAGCCAGAAGUACCAUUUUGUUGGGUAUGUUAAGAAGCCUGAGGGCUGGCCAAAGAAUGAGCCGAGGAGGAAGCUGUGCGAUGCUGCUGCAAAGGGAAGGAGAAAGAGGACGCCGCCGAAGAAAGACGAAAGGAAGGAUGGUAAAUGA
This is a messenger RNA of Thermochaetoides thermophila DSM 1495, 855 nucleotides long. Its product is annotated as putative heme binding protein. NCBI's taxonomy places the organism in Eukaryota, Fungi, Ascomycota, Sordariomycetes, Sordariales, Chaetomiaceae. The coding region runs from base 1 to 855 and encodes 284 amino acids. Gene Ontology annotation, cellular component: membrane; endomembrane system. The transcript is spliced from 2 exons. The record is from RefSeq and is a predicted model, not a curated record.